GGGGGGGUUUUUUUUUUGUUUUUUUUUGUGCCAGAAGAACUGCGAUACCAGGAUUUGCCAUCUUUCUUCACGAUAACUGCUACUUACUCAGUACACCAUCAUGACGGAGAAACGUCGUUCGCUGUUGUUCUUCACCAACAGUGAAUGGGGCCAGGCCAAUGUUAUCUUGGCAACCAUUCACGAAUUCCUCAUUCUCGACGAGUUCGACAUUCAUCUGGCUUCCUAUUCGGCAUUGGAGCCCAGACUCCAUGAUCUUCUGGAAACACAUGCCGCUUCAUAUCCACGGCCCUUGAGACCCAGCAUCACAUUCCACACCAUCCCAGGACUUUCGGUCGCACAAUUAUGCCAUCGCGAUGGCGUUGCCAAUUCUCUACCGCACAAGCCAGGGCUGAAGGGCGGGGUGGCCUCGUAUGCUCGUCUCGAGGACUUUUUCUUUCGGCAUACGGUAGAUGAAUACAUGGAGCAGCAGCGAUAUUCCAAACAAGUCAUCACUCAGACACAACCAGUCUUGAUCCUCGCUGAACAGGGCUUCUCUCCUGGUCUGGAUGCAUGCAUGGAGCUGAAUCAGCCCUUCACAGUCUUGUCUCCGAACUCUUUCAAAGAUUUUGAGCAGCGAUUUCAGCCUUUGCUAAGAAUCUUGUGGAAGUACCCUGCUCUCGCGUCUGCGUUCCCGUUUCCGGUACCCUUGGGGAUGGUUCCAGCAAACGUCUAUCUAUGGGUUCGAAUGAUGACGACCAUUGCGGUCUCUGCAUCCACCCGAGGUUCGCGUCUUCACACACUCAACAAAGGAAGACACGCCAACGGACUGGAAGGACCGCCACCAGUGAUGAGUGCCCUGAAGAAGGCGUCGCACAUACUCUGCCCCUCUCUGCCAGAGCUCGACUUUCCCAUGCUCGUGCGCCCAACGACCAUUGGCUGUGGACCCAUAGUUCUGCCUGCACGACCCGUCAGUGAGGUCGACCCGGAAUUAGAUACCUGGCUGGGCCGCAGUUGCAUGAAAACGGUACUGGUUAAUCUGGGGACGCAUUACAGCACGGACUCAGCCCUUGCCCUGGAGGUGGCCCGAGCUCUCAAAAGUGCACUGGACACGUUUCCCCAUGUGCAGAUCCUCUGGAAAAUGAUCCCACAGGGCGAGGGACAGCAGGAGAACAUUCACACGGUCUUUGGCGACGAUCUACUGCGCAAUUCCAGGAUCCGCAUCGAGAAAUGGCUGAAGCCUGAUCCUGUCGCCCUUCUUGAGACGGGAAAAGUCAUUGCUCAAGUUCAUCAUGGCGGGGCCAACACGUACUUUGAGUGCUGUCGAUUCGGUGUCCCUCAAGUCAUUUUAGGGGCCUGGUGGGAUACCUACGAGUAUGCCGCGAGAGUCGAGUAUCUCGGCAUUGGCGUGUUUGCCAACAAAAAGGCUGCCCCCCGCGCCAAGACUGCAGAGCUUCAGAAGGCUCUGCUUCGCGCUGUAAGUGAUGAUAACAUGCGCGCCAAGGCCAAUGAUUUGGCGGCAGUUUGCAAACGGUAUGGAGAGGGCAGAGUUCGGGCUCGGGAUCGUAUUCGUGAGUUUAUUGGUCAUGUAGUCUAGUUCAUAUUUAUGUUGAUGUUCAUCUCACUGUUCAAUUCAUUCUUUACAAGAUGAC
This is a messenger RNA of Cryphonectria parasitica EP155, 1628 nucleotides long. RefSeq names its product family 1 glycosyltransferase. The coding region runs from base 101 to 1573 and encodes 490 amino acids. Lineage: Eukaryota; Fungi; Ascomycota; Sordariomycetes; Diaporthales; Cryphonectriaceae. The transcript has 4 exons. The record is from RefSeq and is a predicted model, not a curated record.